Fusarium venenatum is the source of this 1593-nucleotide messenger RNA. NCBI's taxonomy places the organism in Eukaryota, Fungi, Ascomycota, Sordariomycetes, Hypocreales, Nectriaceae. The record is from RefSeq and is a predicted model, not a curated record.
AUGGCAAAAAACACCGAAGUCUUAGAGCCGUCUCACACCCAUGUUAGCCACGUUGAGAGUCAUGUCAAAGGAGAGCAGAACCUCAUUGAGGACUCUGCUCCUGGCCUCUUCCUCAACUUAUGCGUUGUUGCAACAGCAAUUGGUGGAAUGCUGUUUGGCUACGACACUGGUGUCAUCUCUGGCGUGCUCGUUGUUCUUGGAGAUGACCUUGACGGUCGGUUCAUGAGCCCUAGUGAGAAAGAGCUUAUUACUGCUCUUUGUGCUGCUGGAGCUUUUGUUGGAGCCAUCAUAGCUGGAGUCACAGCAGACAAGUAUGGACGAAAGCCUGCUAUCUGGUUUGCCUCGGUGCUCUUCACAAUCGGCGCUGUUGUGCAAGCUUCUUCAUACUCGCUGAUCCAGAUGUGUGUUGGCCGAGUUCUUGUCGGCCUGGGAGUUGGCUCAGCCUCUAUGGUAGUUAUUCCUCUCUACAUUGCAGAAAUCGCUCCUGCCAAGUACCGCGGCCGAAUGAUCUCGAUCGAUAUGGUUUUCCUAGCAACUGGCUCCCUCCUCGCCUAUGCUUUUGAUGCAGCCUUCUAUAAAGUCAAUCAUGGCUGGCGAUACAUGGUGGGACUAGGAGCACUUCCGUCUAUUCUCCUUGGAGUUCUUCUGUUUUGGUGUCCUGAGUCACCUCGGCAGCUGUGCUUCCAUAAUAGACCGGAGGAGUGUCUUCAUGUCCUGCAACGUAUGUAUCCCACUGCCAACGAAACCCAAGUCGCUCAGAUGAUGGCCGACAUCCAAUAUGGUGUCGCACAGGCGAAGGCUCUGAACGAAGAGAUCUCAGUCCGCCAAUCUCUCAAGAGUCUCAUAACUGUCCCUGCCAAUCGCAGAGCCGCCAUUGUCGCAUGCGGUCUGAUGGCCACUCAACAACUCUGUGGCUUCAAUACUAUGAUGUACUAUUCGAGUACUCUCUUCCAGAUUGUCGGUUUCAAUAAUCCUAUUGCUGUUGGGACUAUUGUAACGGCCACAAACUGGAUUUUCACAUUCGCUUCUGUCUUCCUUAUUGACAGAGUUGGACGUCGCAGACUCUUGCUCUGGACUAUGUGGGGAAUGUCUGUCUUUCUCCUACUAGCAGCCGGAGUAUUUACCAAGAUACCCAUUGAUCAGCAGACCCUGCAACUCACCAACGACUCAGUUGGCUGGCCUGCUAUUGUGGUACUUGUCUCUAUGAUCCUUUUUGUUGCCAGCUAUGCUGCUGGCCUGGGAUGUGUGCCUUGGCAAGCCAACGAAUUCCUCCCCAUGGAGGUCCGUGCUAUAGGUACCAUGAUGAUUAACAUCUGCAACUGGGGCCCUAAUAUCAUCGUGUCGUCUACGUUCUUGUCGAUGAUGCGCGGGAUUUCCCCAUCAGGAACCUUUGGCUUUUACGCUGCAUUGUCGUUUAUUGGUUUUGUUUUCGUAUUUUUCUGUUACCCUGAGGCUGCUGGUAUGACAUUAGAAGAGAUUCGUGUUGUCUUUGACCAUGGGUUUGGUGUUCGUUAUGCGGAGGAAUGGCGCACACAGAGAAAGUUAGGCAAUAUUACUCAUGGGGCAAACGAAGCUACACAGAAGGUUGUUUGA